Didymodactylos carnosus is the source of this 513-nucleotide messenger RNA. The record is from the annotation of a GenBank genome assembly. Lineage: Eukaryota; Metazoa; Rotifera; Eurotatoria; Philodinida; Philodinidae.
AUGACUAAUCAAUUUGAUUUUGUCAAGAAUUUUGAUGCAGAGAAUGAUAAAUCUCGCGAUUUUCUGCUAACUCCAAAAACUAACGAUAUUCCGGUAAUUAAAAAUAUACGAUCAUCAUCAAACCAACCACUGUCACAGUCAUCACAGCGGCGUGAAAGACCAGGAUUGCACCUUAAAUACCCACUGAUUGUUAGUGAAUUAGAAAGAUUUUUAAAUUUACAUGCUGGUGGUGCACAAGAAAGACGAAGAACAGAUGCCGUGCAUUAUAAUGGUAUAACAACAUCACAAAUGAGAGAUCAUCAUCUAGAUAUUAUAAAAAUGUUAUCAAUUCCAGCUAAACGAAAUGAUAAGAAUUGCAAAAUAUUAGAUGAUUCGCAUUUUGCUUCAGCACAAGUAAAAUAUGGUUAUGAAUUAGCAUCGUUAUAUCCACAAGAAAUUAUCAGUUUAUCAUGUGAUAAUAAAUGUAAAAUUCCAAUUGGUAGUUUAGCCGUCAGUCGUUAUCUUUUCAUAUAG